UGGCGCGUCAACCACCAGCAACCAUCUGUUCUAAUCCGAAUCAACCCUAUUAUCCACAAUCCGCAUCAACCCACCGUCCACAAUAUAGUAUUGUACUGCUUCAAUACCCACAUUAGAUUCUGCCAUAAAACCGCCAUUUUAAUUUCACUGUUGGUCACUCGUCACUUCAACCCUGCUACCAAUAGCACCUCCAUAACUUAGGACCAGUGGUCAGCCGGUAUAAUGGCACACAACUCGGAUACUAUUCCUCGUAAAAUGGGCAACUACUGGUUAGAAGACCGACUUGGGUCAGGCUAUUCGGGCUCUAUCUUCAAGGCAUAUCACAUUCACGAUGGUACUUCCGUUGCGCUCAAAGUACAAGACGUCGACCACGAGUGCCCAACAAAUCGCUAUGAGCAAGCCAUCUAUCCUCUACUGCAAGGAGGAGAGGGCAUGCCUCGGUUAUGGGCGAGCGGUAUAGAGGGAAAAUGGCAUUAUCUAGUCAUAAGUCUCCUCGGAAAGAGUCUGGAGAGUAUCUACCGACAAAAUCUGCAGUGGGGGAACCCGAGGAUGGAUCUUCGCAGUGUAUGCUCUAUUGCGAUCCAGGUGAUCGCACGCUUACAGAUCAUGCACAACCGUGAAGUUCUGCAUCGCGAUAUACAGCUUGGGAACUGUGCUAUCGGAUUGACACCUGAAGAAGAAACCAUCUAUAUGAUUGACUUUGGAGAUUUCUUGGGCAACUACUGGUUUACGUCUGUUAACGUGCAUUGUAAAGGCAAAGUACCAUCUAGGCGAGAUGAUCUCGAGGCCGCCGCACUGAUGUUCAUACAUCUUCUUACGCCUGGAGGACUCUCGUGGACACGGAACGCGAAAAAGAAUGCUCAACCUGAAGACCUGUGCAAGGGAAUACCUUCUGAGUUUGAGGAGUUCCUGCGGUAUUGCAGACGGCUGAAGUUCUUUGACUGUCCUGAUUACGACCACUGGAAGGACGAGUUCCAGGCGCUCGCACAGGACAGUGGCUUCACCGAUAUUGAGCGCUUUAAUCUGGCCACCACCACCAGCUCCCAAGUUUGGGUUUAUUCGAUUUUGUUUCAGGCUCAACCUCAAGUCGCGCGGACUGCUCCUACACGGCCCGCGAUUGAUGCAGAUGAGAUGGAGAACGUCCUGAAUGACUUGGCCAAGCUCCAGCUCAACCCGCCUCGCCCGAUACUUGGGGACCAAACUAAUGUCCCUGCCCCUGCGCGAAAAGAUGACGCUAAAAAGCGUAGCGAAAUCAUAUCCGUAAGCGACAGCUCCGAGGACGAUAGAUUGAAGCCAAAUGGUCAACCCCUUCCACCCCGCACUCCCGUACGAACGAAGAAAGCCAGUCAGCUGCAGAAACUCAAGCUUUCGGUCCUUGAUUCAACGGAUAACGCUGCUCUUGCAGUCGCCGUGGAAGAGUUCACGAAAUUCCUGCAACUGGGCUCAAGGACGCUCACUAAGGAGGGUUUCGCCUUCCUGGAUGCGCUGUACAAACAGCUCGCAGACCCUUCGAUAUUCGUACACCCGCUUCGGACUUUACGAAGUGCUAAUCGAGAGGACGAUCGAGCCCCCCAACCAGCGCACGUGAAGUUGGGCGUGGUUGCAAGGCUUCGUCGAGAAGUAGGAACUGCAUCGAGUAAUAGGGUGCUUGCGAAUCUCGUGGCUGACUUUGGCGCUAUUACCAACAAGAGUAGUGGCAGGACUAUCACCAAGGAUGGGUUUGCGUUUUUGGAGGGACUAGCUGCGAGGCUACAGGCGUUAAAUUAGAGUGCUGGAAGGGAGUACUUGCGUUUACCAGGCCCCCUUCAUUAGUGAGACUGGAGUGUUCUAGCGGAUUGUUAUGCCUCACACGCACGGCCUUGUUGCCUGAAAUCUCACACUCAUGUCUUGGAUUUUGACAAUAUAUAUAUAUACAUAGCAAUUUGCUCCUGCCCCAUAUCGCAACAUGUUAAUAUGAUUCGAACAUCUCGUGAAUGAAGCUUAAACGUUUGUAAACGCUUA
Suillus subalutaceus is the source of this 2001-nucleotide messenger RNA. Its product is annotated as kinase-like domain-containing protein. Gene Ontology annotation, cellular component: cytoplasm; nucleus. The record is from RefSeq and is a predicted model, not a curated record. Lineage: Eukaryota; Fungi; Basidiomycota; Agaricomycetes; Boletales; Suillaceae. Gene Ontology annotation, molecular function: ATP binding; protein serine/threonine kinase activity. The transcript has 7 exons. Bases 223 to 1767 code for a protein of 514 amino acids. Gene Ontology annotation, biological process: peptidyl-serine phosphorylation; signal transduction; endocytosis.